AAGGCGCAAAGCAAAACAAAGAGUGAUACCCAAAGCCAAGAUGAUUGGUAGGCAUAAAAGAGUCAAACGAUUGUACCUCACCAAAAAGUCCUUCCCUUCACUUCCUUCUCAUACCUAAAAGUUUGAAUCUCAGUUUCAUCACAAUCUUCAACACAAAAUCCAAAGAAGUUCAGGAAUUUACGGAUGGACUAUCGUGAACACAUUGUAAUGCUACCAUUCAUGGCCCAUGGUCAUCUCAUACCAUUCCUAGCACUAGCAAGACAGAUCCAACAAAGAACUGGCUUCAUCAUCACAAUCGCCACCACAAAACUCAACAUCCAAUACCUCUGUUCCUCCAUUUCAACUGACUCAAAUUCACAACCCCUCUCCAAAAUUCGCUUUGCUGAGCUCCCCUUCAACACCACUGACCCUGACUUACCACCCAACACUGAGAACACUGAGUUCUUGUCCCCUUCCAGCAUUGGAAACUUCCUUCAUGCAUCUCUCAGUCUCAAAGACCCUCUCUUGCAACUUCUCAAUGGUAUUGUCCACCAAGAAGGGAAACCUCCUCUAUGUGUAAUCUCUGACGAGCUCUUUGGGUGGGCUACUGAGCUAGCAAAGAGUGUAGGCACUGUGAAUAUUGCAUUCACCACUACUGGUGCUUAUGGCACCUUGGCUUAUGUCUCUAUAUGGCUCAACCUCCCACAUCGUUAUUCUACAGAUUCUGAAGAGUUCAAAGUCCCAGGGUUCCCUGAAAGCUGUCGUUUUCACCGCUCUCAACUGAAUCCAUAUGUAAGAGACGCGGAUGGUACGGACAUAUGGUCCAGAUAUUUGCAGACACAGCUUUCACAGUCUAUUGAGUCUUUUGGGUGGUUGUGUAACUCAGUUGAGGAAAUUGAACCUUUGGGAUUCGAUCUUCUGAGAAAGUAUCUCGGAGUUCCUGUUUGGUCUAUAGGUCCUCUUAUUCCUCUAGCUGCACUUAAGAAUACUUCAUCUUCAACUUCAACUUCAACUUCAGGUUUUUCAUUUUUCAAACAACAUACUGGGAAAAAACCAGGACUCACUCCAGAAAAAUGCAUUGAGUGGCUUGAUUUGCAUGGUCCUGAUUCGGUUCUUUACAUUUCUUUUGGCUCACAAAACACUAUUGGUUUGUCCCAAAUGAUGGAAUUAGCUAUUGGUUUGGAAGAUAGUGGAGUAUCUUUCAUUUGGGUCAUAAGGCCACCGAUUGGUUUUGACUUGAAAAGUGAGUUCACAGCUGAAUGGUUACCAGAAGGCUUUGAAGAAAGAAUGAAACAAAGCAAACGAGGGUUGUUAGUGCGUAACUGGGCACCCCAGUUGGACAUUCUGUCACACAAAUCCACAGGAGCAUUUCUAAGCCAUUGUGGAUGGAACUCUGUGUUGGAGAGCUUAAGCCAAGGUGUGCCUAUUCUAGGAUGGCCGAUGGCGACUGAGCAAGCUUACAACUCAAAGAUGCUGGUGGAGGAGAUGGGUGUGAGUGUAGAGUUAACUAGAGGGAGUCAAGGUGUUAUUGUGGGGAAAGAGGUGAAGAGGGUCAUUGAAUUGGUUUUGGACAAAGAGGGUAAUGGAAAGGAUAUGAGGAAUAAGGCCGUUGAGGUUGAAAAGCAGUUGAGGGAAGCAGUAAGAGAUGAGACAGAUGAUAUGGGUUCUUCAGUGAAAGCAAUGGAUGACUUUGUGAGAAGCAUUCUUAAUUUCCAGGAGUCAAGAGCAAGCAGAGACAAUUGAGGUUCAAAAAUUCCUGGGAAAUUAGGUUGGUUUUUGAUAGAGUCAGCAUCUCCUUGCUAAUUGUGGACCUUAUGUUCAGAUUAUGGUUGAUUUAGUUUUUGGAAUAAUAUUUAUUUUUAUUGUUUCAAUUGUUAGAAUAGAGAUAAAUUGAACCAACCAUUUUUUCUCUGGAAACAAUAAAUUUGGGUGGAAGAUUAUUAUAU
This is a messenger RNA of Quercus lobata, 1925 nucleotides long. Its product is annotated as UDP-glycosyltransferase 92A1-like. NCBI's taxonomy places the organism in Eukaryota, Viridiplantae, Streptophyta, Magnoliopsida, Fagales, Fagaceae. The transcript has a single exon. The coding region runs from base 184 to 1722 and encodes 512 amino acids. Gene Ontology annotation, molecular function: UDP-glucosyltransferase activity. The record is from RefSeq and is a predicted model, not a curated record.